This is a messenger RNA of Chroicocephalus ridibundus (black-headed gull), 3087 nucleotides long. RefSeq names its product Rab geranylgeranyltransferase subunit beta (gene RABGGTB). Bases 31 to 1026 code for a protein of 331 amino acids. Lineage: Eukaryota; Metazoa; Chordata; Aves; Charadriiformes; Laridae. The record is from RefSeq and is a predicted model, not a curated record. Gene Ontology annotation, cellular component: Rab-protein geranylgeranyltransferase complex. The transcript has 9 exons. Gene Ontology annotation, biological process: protein geranylgeranylation. Gene Ontology annotation, molecular function: Rab geranylgeranyltransferase activity.
GCGACGCUCCUUCCGGUGCGGGCGGCGAAGAUGGGGACACCACAGAAGGAUGUUACGAUAAAUCCCGAUGCCCCCAGCACGCUACUUUUGGAGAAGCAUGCGGACUAUAUAGCUUCCUAUGGAACAAAGAAAGAUGAUUACGAAUACUGUAUGUCGGAGUAUUUGAGGAUGAGUGGUGUUUACUGGGGGCUCACAGCGAUGGAUCUCAUGGGGCAGCUGCACCGAAUGAACAAAGAAGAAAUUCUGGCAUUCAUCAAAUCAUGUCAACACGAAUGUGGUGGAAUAAGUGCCAGCGUAGGUCACGAUCCUCAUCUUCUGUAUACCCUCAGUGCGGUCCAGAUUCUUAUCUUAUAUGAUAGUCUCCAUGUUGUUGAUGUAAAUAAAAUUGUUGAAUAUAUACAGAACUUGCAAAACGAAGAUGGAUCAUUUGCUGGAGACAAAUGGGGAGAAAUAGAUACAAGGUUCUCCUUCUGUGCUGCGGCAACUCUUGCACUUCUGGGAAAGCUGGAUGCCAUUGAUGUGGGGAAAGCAGUAGAAUUCGUUUUGUCCUGUAUGAACUUUGACGGAGGAUUUGGCUGUAGACCAGGUUCGGAAUCACAUGCAGGACAGAUCUAUUGUUGCACAGGAUUUCUGGCUAUAACAGACCAGCUGCAUCAAAUAAAUGUUGACUUGCUGGGUUGGUGGCUUUGUGAACGUCAGUUACCUUCUGGAGGUCUCAACGGACGACCAGAGAAGUUACCUGAUGUAUGUUAUUCUUGGUGGGUGCUAGCAUCUUUGAAGAUGAUUGGUAGAUUACAUUGGAUUGACAGAGAGAAACUGCGCUGCUUUAUUUUGGCUUGCCAGGAUGAGGAGACUGGAGGGUUUGCUGACAGACCAGGAGAUAUGGUGGAUCCAUUUCACACCUUAUUUGGAAUUGCUGGACUAUCUUUAUUAGGAGAAGAACAAAUUAAGGCCGUCAAUCCUGUCUUUUGUAUGCCAGAAGAUGUCCUUCGAAGAAUAAAUGUACAGCCUGAGCUUGUGAGCUAAGCCUCGUAGAGACAGAAGGAUGGUGUGACCAGUUGCUUUGGGUUUACUGAUUUAAGUCAUCUCAUCUCUGAAACUGUUAGCAUAAUCUUCUUUGAGAUGCGUUUACAUUACGAACGUAAAGCAAGAGCUUUACUGUGGGCUUUGUCACUUUGUAAACUCUAUCAGAACAGGCUGGUUCUAAUAAUCAGAGUGUAACAUGUUCUUUGGUUGUAUAUAAGAGAUGUAGAAACAUUUCUAAUCUCUAGCUAAAUAUAUGGGCCUUUGCAUUUUUUUUAAAUAUUCAAGUCAAAGCAAUGGUGUGAAUGCUUAAUUUUUGUCCUUCUGUGAUAUCAACCAUGCUAGCAUCUGCCUCUACACAAGCAUGUUUCGAUGGUGGAUCUCACAAAGCACUUUAAAAGAAUAUGAAGAAAAAUCCCAAACAAAACCCUACUUAAGCUACGCACUUACUGCCACACACUUGAGUAUUUAAUUCUUCCUGUUCAUGUUUGCCAUCACUGUUAUAUACUGAGAAACAAGCUUUUUCUUCUGAUAGGAAUUGAUACCAGUGAAAACAAAAAUUAUGGUUUCAUUAAGUAUAUAAAUGUCUUCCUUUACUGAUGAGUCCCUUAGACAAAAUUUCGUUGAUAUUUGAAAUAGAGCAUACCUUGAGUAGCUGUAGAGAAACUUGCUAACAUUAAGCGUUUUAGAGAAGGUCUCUGUAGGACAGUGAUGUGUAACUGAAUAUAGAGUUGAUCCUAAAUUUGUUGCUGGGUUGAAAUCCUGCUUUUGUAGCUUACCAGCACUUGAUUAUGGUGUAAUUGAGAAUAAAACAAGCUGUGGAAAAUACUUGUUCUCUGAAGGAUGGAGUCCUCUUUGUCUUCACAGAAGCCCUAAAAUUGCCUCUUAAUUUACGUUCCGCACACCCUGGCUGAGACUGAAUGGUAUUCCAGUUGAAAUAUACAGUAAAAGGUAAUUGUGAAGGGGAGGAAGUCUUUGAUAAUCUCUGUGUUUAUGCUUAAGGAAGGUCUAAAGUUGUUUCAAACACAAUUUUAAAAGCCAGCUGAUUAGUUUUAUCUAGCCUAUUCCUGUAAAUAGAAAGUAAGAUAGAACUGGACGAAGUAACUUUUUGGUAGACUUUUACUUGUAGAGAAUUUCAAGGAGAGAAUGUGUAUUUGAAUGCUGAAGUAUUUCUAAUGAUUAAAAAAUCAUUAGUCUUUUAGAUAAGGUAAAAAUCCUACUCUUUUUAGCUGUCCAGUUGCCCGAUAGAUUCUUUGGUCAAAUCCUGGAGUUGAUUUAUUUUUCAAGGUUUGGACAAAAGUUAUGGGAGGAUUUGUGUUGAGUGUGAGGGAAUGAGAGUCCUGAUCAGGUUUUUUAUCUAACUGUAAAGUUCAACAGAAAAUUUUAAGAUAAAUUUUUCUCAUUCCAGGUUACAGUAGCAAGUGCUGCUUCUUUUCCUCUAAGGAAACACUGCUCAGUACAUGGGAAUUUGCGAUUUUUUUCUGUGUUGUGGAGACAAAAUGGAGUCCUCUUCAGAAUUUCUAGUUUAGUGUAGACUGAGACACCCUGGGAAUCAAUAGGUGGGUGAUAUUGCAUGAGCGUGUAAAAUGUUUCACUGUAGGUUGAAAUCCUAUUAAUAUUAUUGGAGUUUUUCUCUGAAGAUGGUCUGGUCAACUUCAUUUCCGAAAUCGGCUGUGAUUUGUAAAGGUCUUAUGAGAUUAUAGGUUAAAAAAGGGGUGAGUAUGUGCACAAACUAAAAACUUAAGGAUGUUCCUCCAUUCUUUACAUCAGUUUUUUAAAAUACUGUAUUUGUAGAAAGAGAAUCAUCACAAUUUUUCUUAUGCAAACAAAAUCACACUUUCUGUUAAACAUACUGUGGAAAAAAAUUAGUUGCCUGGUUUCUCUAUGUUAAGACUUCUGUCAAUUUGAUGCAGAAUACAUUGUUACCGUCUACCUCUUAUUUUGUUCAAAGUGCUGGUAAGAUUUUUUUUCUGAGCUUACAUAGUUAGAAACUUUGCCGUAAUUAAUCUGCUGUUCUCAGUCUUCAGUUACAGGUCCUUUAUUAAAGGCUUUCAGAAAUUUGUA